AUACUAUUUGAAUGUACACGUUUGUUUGUUGUAUAUUAUCAACACGAAUAUAAAUAAUGUAAAUUAAUCAAGUGUUCGCUGUUUUUCAUGUUAGUUAAUAUUUCCCACAAGUUUGUCUGACUCUAUUGGAAACAGGCCGCUAUCACACGUAGCGUAUUGCACGCGACGCGCGACGGUCUCCGUGCGGUGUACAGUAGCGAACAAUCACAAUUAUAGAGAGGAACCACUUCAAACGAUCGACGAUAAUAAAAUAGUAUUUUAAGGACCUUUUGUUAAAUAUUGUAUGAGUAUAAUAUUUUGUGCAAAGAAAUAUAGAUAUUUGUAAUUGAGGUAAAUACUAGAAAGACUUCUGUGUGUUAGAUAAUAGAACAUUUUAUUCUUAUUUAUAAGUACUUGGAUCUUAAUAACAGAAUUACAUAUUGAGCAACACGAAGCACUCCAUAUGCUUCGUCAUUACUGUAAAGUUUAUUUUUAGGCAGACGAUAUAUCUUGCUGCACUUUAAACGUAUAGCUUUAAAUUCUUAGUGAUGAAAUAUCAGGGCGUUGCUGAGCGUGAAAUAGGAAAGCUAAUCUGCAGAGUAGUUGGCGUCGAAGUGGAGGCGAGUUUAUCUUUUGUGUAAACUUUCAUUCGGCACCGCUAAGCCGCCCAGUUUAAGCUGUAAGGUAGCCGCAUUUCUUAGGAAUGCGCUUUAAGCCGCCUUUAUGUUGCACUCGAACAGGAAAUUAAAGUAGCACCUUUGUUUCGAUGAUGUUAAUAAAUAAUACUACUUAAGAUUUUCAUUUUGUCGUGCCUUUACGACAAAUAAGUAUGUAAUAAACAAACACGUCCUAAAAUAUACAUCCAUCAUCAAGGUUCAUUGGUUUGAAAUCGAAUACGCACAUAAUAUACGAUAAGUAAUUAUAACGUACUUUUUCAAUUAAACUGUUUACGACAACGGUUUAUUGCGGCAUCCAUUAAUAUACAGCGGGAACACACUCUGCGGGUAAUCUCCGAAUUUACGAGUGCUGACAGCGGUGCGGUAUGCCGUUGAACAGCACAAAAUAUUUGCAUACCCGCAAACACGCUCCCACAACUUUAAUCACGGCCGAGUCAAAAAUGUUAUUUGUAUUGUUUCGUAGACUGCGCGCUAAUUAAGGCGGCCUACGUCAAGUCACACACGCUCAUUGUACCCCGGACGGUACUGUACACGAAGACCAAAUGAAAGAAAUUGAAGGAAAUUACAAAAGUAUGUUUUGUGUAAGCGAACCUAAUUGAAACCGAUGAGGAAAAAUAUUUGCUGUAUAAAUAAUAAUGUGCGCGCAAAAACCUUAUAAACAACAUGAUACAAGAUAAAAGGAUAAUAGCAAUAAUACCUUUAUGCUUUUAGACCUUUAUAUAUUUAUUAUCUGUAGUUAGAUUAAUCAAACUGGGAAGUAAUAAGAAAAAUACAUUACUCUGGUAUUUUUUUCUUUUUGUAUCAGAUUCAAUAGCUGCAUCCAUUUUGUUUCUUACUCAGUUCGCAAACAGAAUCGGUGUAAAAAUCAUAAGAACAGAGACAGGCAAUGCAGAUAACAGAAUGGCGCAAUAACGGAAGCGUAUUGCGGAUAAAAAUAACCAAAAUAUGUACUAAUACAUUUAUCGUUUAAAAAUCCAAGUCAUAACGCGACAUACGCCCACCCAUACCCAUCGAGGGUAAAGAUAAACCAAUGUGCCGAUACGGAUCUGUUGGGAAAGAGCGAAAAUCACGAAUCGUAGAACUUAGGACUUCAGAUACUGGUGAGUUUUGAGGGCGCUGAGCAUGGCUCGACUUUCACGACCACCACUCUAUAUCAAAAGUUUUAUCUCAACAUUUUAUUGUUAUUGCUAUUUUACUGCAAUUGGUAAGUAAAGAGAGAGUACGUUGCCAGCGAUACGGGAAGCGUGUUACACCUUAUGGCACGAUGUCACGCGUGCCUUACCGUGAGACACAGUAAAAACCUAAAUUACUUUUAUAUUUUUACAAUAUUUUGUCAAGGUAAAGCUAACAUAAGUUUUAAGAUUAUUUUUAGUUUUUAGAAAGGCACUUAGGUGUCGAACAAGGCUCUUUUAAUUAUAUAUGUAAGGCCCGGUUUCACCAACAUAGUAUAAGUCUUAGUACAAGAAUAAAUCGUUAAUUACUCUCGAGUAUAUCCAUUUUACGUUUCACCAACAUUUAAACUAAUGAUAAAACCUCUAUACUAGAAUAAGGUCAUAUACCGCCAAUUUCGGUCAUAUAAGCUGCUAAUCUUUGGUUAGAAGUGUCACUGUCAAGUCAGUUCAUCGCAUUUAAAAAAUGGCGCGCCGUUUGUAUGCAUUAAUAAAUGAAACCGAUAGCGAAGAUGAUGAUUAUUUUUGUCCUCGUCCACGGUGGUUUAAGGAAAGGGCUAAUUAUUUUGAAGAGUACGACGAACACGAUUUUGUGAUAAGAUUUCGCUUAUCCAAGGAGGCAACAUUAAGUUUACUGGCAAAAAUCGAGCACCGCUUGGAGUAUACAUCAGAUAGAAAUAAGCCAAUAUCGCCUGUCAAUCAAUUAUUAGCUACAUUAAGAUUUUACGCAACAAAUAAUACCCAAAUGAGCAUUGGUGACUUUGUCGGUAUCAGUACACCAACGUCACACAGAGUUAUUCACCAAGUCAGUGCAGCAAUAGCAUCGUUGCACAAAGAGUAUAUCCGAUUUCCAACAACACGCGAGGAAAUACGAAAAGAACAGGAUUCAUUCUUUCAAAUCGCUAGAUUUCCGCGAGUCAUUGGUGCAAUGGAUUGUACUCAUGUCCGUAUAUCCUCACCAGGUGGAGAUCAUGCAGAACUAUAUCGCAACAGAAAGGGCUACUUUUCCAUCAACGUGCAAACUAUUUGCAAUGCAAACUUGGAGAUCACUGAUAUAGUAGCCCGGUGGCCAGGUUCAUCUCACGACAGCACUAUAUUCAAUAAUAGUUGCAUAAAAAGUAAGUUUGAAACUGGCCAGUAUGGCAAUGCUUUGCUGUUAGUAGAUGGUGGGUAUGCUUCCACUUCGUACAUGAUGACGCCUUUAGAGAACCCUAGGACUCCAGUGGAACAACUCUAUAACGAGUCACAAAUACGGACUCGUAAUCCUGUUGAAAGGUCAUACGGGAUCUGGAAGAAACGGUUUCCUGCAUUGGCCUUAGGGCUUCGCACUAAGCUGGACAAGUCUUUGACUAUUAUUGUAGCCACUGCCGUGUUGCAUAAUAUGUUGAUGCAACGAGGUGAAGUCAAUCCCAUUGAUGAUCCCGCACUACAACUUCCAGCUCCAUGGGAUGAACUUUUACACCAUGGUCAGAUAACUCAGCAACCACAACAUCCACAACAAUACAUCAGGCCCAAUUCAGUGCGAGAUGCUAUCAUUAAUAAUUAUUUUCAAAGUAUAUUGUAACCAAUAAAACAAAUUUUAUAAGCAAUAAAUAUUUAUUUGCGUUUUUUUUGUCUCAACUCUAAAAGUAGCAACCUAGUUUUAAUUUUUUCUUGUUUUAAAAUUUCUUGUUGUAUAUCCAUUUGGAUUUCAAACAAUUUUUUAGCUUCUUCUCUCUCAUUAGCUGCAUGCUCGAUUUGGACAUUAAUAGCCUUCCCCUUCAACUCCUGCAAGUUUUCAAGAGAGGCUCUCGUAAGUUGCGGCCGCCUUUUCGACAUCCAUUCAAGUCGUUUUCCUGAAUAAGGCCUUUUUUUGCCUGAAGGUUUCAAUUGUUCUGAAACAGGCGUUUUUAGACAGUUUGGAGUGUAAUCGCCCCAAUCCUAAAAAA
This is a messenger RNA of Trichoplusia ni (cabbage looper), 3753 nucleotides long. RefSeq names its product putative nuclease HARBI1. The transcript is spliced from 2 exons. The record is from RefSeq and is a predicted model, not a curated record. NCBI's taxonomy places the organism in Eukaryota, Metazoa, Arthropoda, Insecta, Lepidoptera, Noctuidae. The coding region runs from base 2292 to 3389 and encodes 365 amino acids.